AUGAGCUUCGAUGAAGAUUCUCCCUUUCUAUAUGAAAACUUAAAAAGUAUAUUACAAGCCAGCCAUAAGGUACAUGACAAAAGGAAAAAGUAUGUUGACCAUAUCUUUGACUUGGCAUUUCAUAAUUUACACCCCAAAAGAACUUCAUACAAGGGAGAAGAAAAGUCAAAUGAAAUAAACUGUAACGGUUUAAUAACUAGGAUACAUAAUAAUGAGAGUUAUUAUGAAAACGAUGCAUUAGCUACUUUGAAUGAACCCUUUUCUGAUAUAGCUAAUACUGAACAAUGGCUUAAACCAUUUAAUAAGGAUAACUUCUGUCUUAAAGAGAAAUAUAAUAAAAACAGGUUCUGUUGCACAGAAAAUUUUGGAUGCUUCAAAGAACUUAAAAAAAAUGAUGACAGAACAUUAUUCAUUAAAAAUGUUAAGAGAAAAUUCAUUAAUGACUUAUGUGAGUAUUAUAAUAAACUCAGAGUAAAAUAUUUUGAUGAGAAUUUGUUAUUUGAAAACUCUACAACGGACGACAAAGAUUUUAAACUGAAGGAAAGUACUAGCGAAAAUGAAGGCAUUCCUAACAAUAGAAUGUCAUGUAAUUACUUGAAAAAAGACUAUAUAUUAACCAUACGGAAAUUUUACUUUAUCAAGCAUUUAUAUAAUUUGUGCACAUACAUCUAUACAUAUGCAUAUAUAUAUAUACAUACAUAUAUAGGUUCCUCUGAAGACACGCCAGAUAAUCGCCACUCGGAUAUCAGCAUUUUGAGGAAAAACAACUGUAAAUUGAAUGAGAAGAAUAAAAUUCAACAGUCUUUGUUUCAUUUGGGGGAAAGAACUUAUGCUCCUCCCUAUUCAAAUAAUAAGAAAUGUAUUCCUGAAAUUUUUAGUAAUCAAGAUAAAGAAUACAUAUACGUAAGUGCAGAUGUAAAUCUCUCUGCAAAGAGAGAAAAUAGAUCAGCUUUUAAACUCAUGAAUGAAAAUUCUAGAAAUUAUAUAAAAACAGAUAGAAAAGAUAAAUUUUUCAGAAAUAUGAAGAAGGAAAUUCCAAAUAAGCAAUUUAUAAAUAUUAAAAACAAAAAUACAUAUUUUGAUUCAAACAAGAAGAAAAUACCCUUAGUAUUAAGUUGUGAGAAAAAAGAAACAGAUUUAAAACAAAAGACAAAAAAUUAUGGUAAUCAUAAAGAGCUUAAUAAGGGUAAUAUACAUAUAGAAAAAGAAAAAAGAGUAAAUAAUAUAUCAAAAGAAUUUAGUAGUGAUUUAGAUAAUAGUAAGAACGAACAUGUUAUUUAUGUUUCACCUAAUAGUGACAAUACUACCGUAAGUAGAACUAAGAAAGGUAUGAUAAAAUAUACUCCCGAAUUAUUCUACAAUAGUGAACGAUUUAACAGAACAAAGUUGAAAUUGACGCAUAAUAAAUCCUUUUUAGAGAGUCAACAAAAUUUAAGUAAGUUGUGCAAGUUGAAUGAGGUGAAUAAGUCGAAUAAGAUAAAUAGGUCUAAUAAGAUAAAUAGGUCGAAUAAGAAUAAUAUCAUUAAAAACUUAGAUUUACCUGGACAAGGUGAUAAACGAAAAAUGGAGGCAGAAAAUAUAAUUUUAAAUAAUUACCAGAGAAACCUAGAAAAUAAAAGUAAUAAAAGUUUUAAAGGUAUACUUUACACUGUUAAGGAAAAGAUUGAUCUUGUCACUGACAGUGAAGGAAGUACUACAUCCGUAAACGUACAGAAGAAUAAAGCGAAGGAAUACAUAGUCAACAAAUUAAAUAAAGUAGAACUAGGAAAUAAACUAACUCAAACAAAUUUACACCGUGAAGACCAUAAUGAUGAUGAUACACAUACGUCUUGGGAAAGCCAUAAUAAGGAUAUCUUAAAUUUUUCUAAUAAAAAUGAGAAAAAAAGUGAGUAUGAAACAAAAAAGAAAUUUUAUAAAUCUGCAGCAAGUGUUUCGCGGAUAAUAAAAUGGUACAAUAAAAAAAUACCAAGUAUGAAUAAAAUGACGCACGAAAGGAAACAAUCAUUUUCUAAAAAGAGACCAGAUAAAAGGCAGAAGUGUAGGAAAAAAAAAGGAGGAACAAAACCAGACAAUAGAAAAUUAGGGAAAAAAGUAGUAGAAAAAAACAAAAUGAUAAAUGAGAAAAAAAAUUGGACAGAGUCAUCAUACGAAGCGGAAAAAAAAAAAAUUCUCCUGUAUGAAAAGCAUAAAUUUGAGAACAAACAAUUAGACUAUUACUUUGAUAUGAAUAAGCCCAAAGGAGAAAUAAUAGAAAAGGGAAAUUUCAAAAAAAAAACAAAAAAGAAGAAGGAAAACAUAUCAAUGAAGAAGAAGAAAAAAAAGGACAGUUAUCAUUAUAUGCACGAUGAAGAUAACAAUAUGGAAACAAAUAAAUAUGUGAGUCCAAGGUUUUCAAAUAUGGAAACCUUCUCAGUAAUGUGUGUGGAAGAAAAAAGCGGAAGCAAUGAUAUUGAAAAAUUGAACUAUGAUAAAGAUUACAAAAGUGGCAGAAAGGCAUAUACUAAGCUUCAUACUAAUGGUAGAAGUGAAAAGAACAGGGGAAAAAGAAGUUACGGAAUUUUAAAUAUUUUCAAAUCUUCUACAGAUAGUAUCCAUAUUAAGAGUAAUAGCAUAUCACAUGAAAAGAUGAAUUUGAAUAACGAAUGGAACGAAAAAGUGAAACAAAAUGAAGAAGUUGUGUGGGGAAAAGCAGAUCGUGAAAGCGGGGAAGACCGGAAAGGUAGUGAAAUAUACAGUCUUGAAAGAAGUGAGAAGAAUUACGAUAGAGAUAGACAUGUCAGUGAAUGGAAGACAAGAAGAGCAUGUAAAAAUACUCUUGAUAUAUAUUCAAAGGAGAACAUAUAUACUAAUACGCAGUUUAGAAGAAUUAUUGAAAAGAGGAAAAGAAAUGAUAUAAAUGUAAAUAUCGAAGAAGGAACUACUAACAGUGAUUACUAUGAUGAUGAUGAUAAUGAUAGAGAAAAAAAAAUAAAACCUAAAAACAGCAAAAAUGGAAAAGGAAAUUUUUAUUAUGGCAUUGUUAAUUAUGAAAAAUUGAGGAAAGAAAAUACUAAAAGUAGGGGCAAUAUAGAUAAUGCAAAGAGUUAUAGAACCAUUUCUACAAAUUCGUUAUUGUAUAUGAAUGAAUAUGACAAGGUAGCAGAUGAACAGUACUACGGAGACGAUGAGAGUUCGCACUUGAGUUCAUCAUCAUCCGAGAUUCAUUAUAGUAACAGAAGGGAAAGUUAUAUAAAUUUCUACAGUAAAAUGUAUAUAGGAAAAUCAAGCGAAGAGCAAUGUUGUGUGCAAAAGAACGAACAGUAUUGUUAUGACUAUUCUAGUUAUAGAGAAAAACAUGAAGAAGGAAAUUUUACAGCAAUUGGUAAUAUUCCAAAAGAGAGCAGCAUAAUCAAAAGUAAUGUUGUCUAUUCGGAUGAUAAUACAAAAGAUUUAAUAAGGAGUAAUAACAAAUUACAUACAGAUGUACUAUUACAUAAUAAAUUAGUACCUGGUGGUGUAGGGGGAACAAAAGUACUGAUAAGCUCAUCUUUAGAGAAUAGUGUUCGAGAUAAUUUUACAAAAAGGGCUUUUAUUAUGCAUGAAGAAAUGUACAAAGUUUUGAAAAAGAAAAAGUACGAUAAUGAAAUAGAAAACAUAUUAAAAAUAUUUUCUAAACAUGUAAAGGCAAAAAGGACAUACAACAAAAGUGACGAUUAUCUUGUUGUAAAAAAAAAAAAAAAAAGAUCAAACAAACAAAAUGUUAAAAAAAAAAUACAAAAAAUGGGUAGUAAAAAAAGGUGUAAUAAAAUAGAGAGAGAAGAACUGAAGACGCAAAAUAUAGACCUAACAAGUUAUACGAAACCUAUAAAAAAAAUGGACAAAAUUUAUUUGGACAAAGCUCCAAAAAGCUUGCCUCUAACUAUGUUAAUAAUAAGAAACUUUGAAGAAAAUAAGGAAAAAGUAGAUAAACAUAUAAAAGUAAGAUAUAAGGUCGAAUUGACAACUAAUAUGAAGAGCACACUUAAAUUAAAAGAAUCAAUUGAAAAGGAGAAACAGCUAUUUUCAAGAAUUGAGAAAAUAUAUAAUUUUUGUGAUGUAUACAAAGAAGAAACUAAUGAAAAAUAUGAUUACAAUCUUGUAGAUACAUUUAUUCCAUUUCCAAAUAUGAAAAGAUUUUCGAACAAUCUUGAGCCAUAUAAAAUGAUAACAUUUAAUACAACAGCGGAGAAGGAGGGGAAAAAAAAUGUCUCUUUCAAUAUAAGUAGAAUUGUAAAGAAUAAUUGGGGUAAAAACACGCAUAAGAACAAAUUUACUCCAUACAAUAAUAACAGCAUUAGGGCAGUUAAGGAAUUAGAAAAAAGAAAUGUUUAUACAUUUGGAAAAAAAUCGAAUUUAUUAUCUAAACGUGAUACCUAUAAUAAAGUGUGUAACGGAGGGGGAGGUAGUAUAAAAUUACCUACAAAAAUGAUAGUAUUUUCAAAAAAGGGGGGAAAAAACACUGCUUUUUCCCCUUUAAGUAGGAAGAACACAUUGAAGCAUAAUUUCAAUAGAGAUAUGCUUUUAUUAAAUAGAAGAGAAGAACAAUAUGAAAAUGGAACUAGUACAUAUGAUGUAACUUCACCCUUGCCAAAACAAGCGUUAAAAGUAGAUGAUUUUACUUGUGAGAGUAAAUAUUUUGAAAAAAACAAAUACUCUACAAAUAUCGAGCAAUAUAGUGUGGUAAUAAGAAACUCUAUGGAAAAAGAGAAGAAAAAGGAAGUAUUUUUAAAAGAAAGAAACAAAUUAAAAAGUCCAAGAAGAGUGAAAAGCUCAACUGAUAUAAACAUUUCCACUACAAAAUUGUCGAAUGACAAGAAGAUAAAUGAAAAUUUUACCAUAAAAAAUGAAACGUUACCAAAAGUUAAUGAAGUGUAUAUAUGUAAGGGGAAAAGCACGAAUAAUAUCCAAGACGAAAUUAUCCGUUACGGACAAUUAAAAAACUCUUUAACGGCAGGUUUUAAAAAAAUUAGCUCUAAGGGGAAAGAAAAUAUUAGCCAUGUUAUUAAAGGUCAAAACAGUGACAGCUAUAGUUCAUUGGACCCUUUUGAAAGUGAAAAGAGGAACAACAGAAAUUACAAGGAUGUUAAGAAAGGGGUGGAAGGAAAAAAAAUAACAAGUUGUUUUGACAAUGAUAGAGUUGUUUCCAUUGACGAAAGUGAAAACUUUAUAAAGCACUACCGUGAGAGGGAAGAGACUACCCAUGAGAGGGAAGAGACUACCCAUGAGAGGGAAGAGACUACCCAUGAGAGGGAAGAGACUACCCAUGAGAGGGAAGAGACUACCCUUGAGAGGGACAAAUCUACGCGUGAGGGUCUUCCUAAGGGUGAAGAGUUGCACAAGGAGAAGGACAAAUAUAAAACUAAAAUAUAUCAUAAAAAAAAAGAUAUUAAUGGUAGCGUAAGUAAUAACGACAGUAGUAACUGUAGUAUGGAUAAAAAUAACAAACUGAUCCCUGGAAUAGUCGACAGCAUUGUGCACGUUUCUGAAAGAAAUGCUUUUAAUAAAGUAUAUCCAGUAAAUAAAGAAGAAAUGAAUGGCAAUAAAACGGGGAUAUAUUCUAAAAUACUUUACGAAGAAGAAAAUACAAGAAAAAGAGACAAAGAUGGGAAAAACCUUACAGGAGAAAAAGCGAAAGUAGAGGGUAUAUAUGAAAAAUGUAAACUUAAGAAAGAUACGAUAAGAAUAUACCCAAAUUGGCUUAAUGAGGAAAAUGAAUAUUUAUAUGAACGAGUUUCUCCUAUUUUUGCAAAAGAAUUCCAUAAAUUUUCGAAAGAAAAUUUAAAAGAAAAAAAGAGAAGAAGAAAGGAGAAACGUAUGUAUAAAAAGGGAAAGUGCCUCAGCAGAUUAAACAGUUUAAGCAGAUUAAGCAGGUUAAGCAGAUUAAACAGUUUAAGCAGAUUAGGCAGGUUAAGCAGAUUAGGCAGGUUAAGCAGAUUAAACAGUUUAAGCAGAUUAAGCAAGUUAAGCAGAUUAAACAAAUUAAACAUGUCGUUUGCAUCGAAUUCAAAAGGGGAAGAAACCAUUUUAGGGUGUUUGGCUAAAAAAGAGGGAAAUAAGUAUAAUUUUGUAAGUAAGAUUAGAUAUGAUGAUGGUCAAAAAAAGAGAAAUAUCACCCCUGAUUUAAUACAACAUAGUAACAAUAUAAAGGAUAGGGGAGAAUGGGAUAAAGGUAUAGGGGGGUCUAAUAAGACAUAUUCAAUAUUACACUUUACAGGGAAAGAGGAAGAAGAGAAAAAAGAUAAAACUUUAUUUUCUAAACCGAUUGAGAGAGGGGGACAAGUUUAUUCCAAUCUAAUGAUAAAAGGUAGUUCUUUAAAAAACUGGCAUGAUAAUGAAAGCAUUUCCAAAAAAAAAAGGAUCAAAAAGAAAGUAGAAACUUCACGUUCCCAAAAUAAAACAGGUAACAUCAUGUUCAAUAGUUUAAACAAAGAAAAUAUAAAUGAAAAAAAUAUAUCGGAACAGGUGAAGAAAUUAAGUAAACAAGAGGGUUAUACCAAUGGGAGGGGGAGUGAAAAGGAUUUUCACAAUUUGAAUGCCUCCUUUUUAUAUGGAAAAAAAACAGGCAUAAUAACAGAUGUACCAAUUUUAACAAGUAAAAAAAAGCUAAGAAAAUAUUCAAAUUAUGUUGAUUUAAAAAGCUUAAAUAUAUCUAUGAGAACACUUGAAUUUUUUGUGGAAAAGCAGUACCUUAAAAAGGAUAUUCCUAGCACAAAAAUGCACAGUAUCAAAGGGAGAAGAAGCAAAUUAAGAGGGGAAAUGAGCAUAGGAAGAAGUAAGACAAGCGAGAAAACAAGCAGAGGAAGAAGAAAAAAAAAAGAUUUUCCCCCUUCUACCAAUUUACACAUGUCAUUUUUGAAAAAACAGGAAAACAGAAGAAAAAUAAAAAAAAUAAAAAAGAAAUAUGAAAAGAAUAAAGAAAAGAAGCAAAAAAAGGAAGAAAGGGAAAAACUAGAAAAAAUGGAAAAAAAGUACAAUUUUGGCGAACUUACGGAAAAAGACCAGUUUUCAAUUUUAAGUUACAAUGAAAGUAGUGAAAACCAGUCCCAUGUUACCCCAAAAAUAUUAUAUGACGCAAAAAAAAAAAAAAAUAGUCGCAUGGCUACUUUGGCUGCUACAACUUCUAAUGCGGAUGUUAAUAUUACCACUUGUGAGAAACAUAAUGGGGAAAAAUUAAAAUUUCCAAAAAUUAUAACAAAAAAAACAAUAACCAGCUUUAAUUUAAAUGAGAAACAUGCAAACGAUUUUAAUGAACAACCCAUUCUAAAUGAAAAAAAAGAAAAAAUAUUUAAAUGGUCAAAUAAUGAAAUAAAAAGUGACAGCUUUACUGACAAAUUAAAAAAAAUAAUUCAAGUAAAGCGUACACUUUAUUCAAGUAACAACAACAUAAUAGAAUAUUCUUACGAAGAUUUAGAAAAUUUACAAAAUAUGGAAAGUAAGGAGGAAGAAGUUAAAAUGAACAAUGAAUCGACAAAAGAGGAGUUGAUAUCUGGCAAAAAAAAAAAUGCAAUCUUUACUGAAAGAAAAGACAGCAUUUUUUCUAACAAAAGGAAGAAUAAGGUGGUUGAACAGUUUUUAACCAUCAAGAUAAAUAUAAUAACAGUAUAUCUACACUAUUUUAAUAUAAAACGCGUGAAUAUGAAAGGAAAUUUUAACAUGAAGGUAACUAUUUAUUCUUCUAGUAAUAUGAAGACAAUUGAAAAUAAUUGUAAGACUGACACCUUUCCAUGUUACUUUACAUCUCACACGAAUGGAAUUUGCUUAAGUUCUGAUGCCUUCAAAAAGAUCGACGCAUUAUGUGAAAAUGAUUCCAAGGAAUACUUUAAAUUGAUUAUUUCCUGUCGACGAGAAAGGGCUUUUUUAAAAAAGGAGUUAAUAAGAAUCUACAGCAGAACUUUCCAAGCCCCUGUAGAAUUGAAGGCAUACAACUUAAGCCGAAAUAAGAAAUAUGCAUUCGAGACUAGCAGCUCAAAUGAUGAGCUCUACGAAUUGAAUGGUAAUAUUAUAAUGGGUACGCUCUAG
Plasmodium malariae is the source of this 8037-nucleotide messenger RNA. Its product is annotated as conserved Plasmodium protein, unknown function. The record is from RefSeq and is a predicted model, not a curated record. The coding region runs from base 1 to 8037 and encodes 2678 amino acids. The transcript has 8 exons. NCBI's taxonomy places the organism in Eukaryota, Apicomplexa, Aconoidasida, Haemosporida, Plasmodiidae.